Dipodomys ordii (Ord's kangaroo rat) is the source of this 1283-nucleotide messenger RNA. It is a transcript of the gene Erp27, whose product is annotated as endoplasmic reticulum protein 27. Gene Ontology annotation, cellular component: endoplasmic reticulum. Gene Ontology annotation, biological process: protein folding; response to endoplasmic reticulum stress. The record is from RefSeq and is a predicted model, not a curated record. The transcript is spliced from 7 exons. Lineage: Eukaryota; Metazoa; Chordata; Mammalia; Rodentia; Heteromyidae. The coding region runs from base 386 to 1210 and encodes 274 amino acids.
CCAGCCUCCCUCCACCGGCCAUACUCCUUUCCAGUGGAUUCACUUCCGACCAUGGCUGCUGGGGGAGCCGGGAUUAAAGGCAGGAGCCGCCAGCUCCCGCCCGCCCUGCAAGCUUUCCUGGCCUUCCCUCUUUCUUUGUCCCCGCUGCGAGUUCUGGUUCCGAUCAUGACGGAGCCUUUGGGUCCCAGCACCUCAGUCAUCACCCGGCAUCCAGCACCCAGCCCUCUGCUUUUCUUCCGGGCUGUUUACCUUGGGAGGCCCCGAGCCUCAACGCGGCCACCUGCGAGAUUUCCCACAGAACUUAAAAACACCACCGCCUCGGGAUUACCAGCCGGCAGCUCGGCCGGGAUCCUGCACCCCAGAACCCCAAACCCAGGGCCGGAGCAUGGAACCCGCGAGCCCCGGAUGUGUGCUCCCCCUCCUCCUCCUCCUCACCUGCGGCCCCCGCCCUGGGCUCCCCACAGAAGUGCAAGAACCCCCAGAUGAACCGAGUGUCUCACGGGGUCCUGUGUGGCUGAUGGACGUCCCGGCGGCCGUGGACUUUGUCGCGGGGGCUGAGGUGACACUCAUAGGCUUUUUCCAGGACUUGGAGAUGCCAGCCGUGGCGGUGUUCCACCGUGUGGCCCUGGAGUUCCAGGACGUGCCCUUUGGCAUCACCAACCGCUCCGAGGUCCUGAGCCAUUACAACAUCACCGGCAGCACCAUCUCCCUCUUCCGCCUGGUGGACAGCCAGCAGCUGACCUUAGAGGACCAGGCGCUCGCAAGCAUGGACGACGCCACGCUCAGCCGGUUUGUACACACCAACAACCUGCGCCUGGUGACCGAGUACAACGCCAUGACCGUGCUGGGCCUGUUUAACACCAUGAUUCAGAUCCACCUCCUCCUGAUGAUGGACAAGGCAUCCCCGGGGUUCGAGGAGAAUCUGUCCACAUACCGGAGGGCAGCCCAGCUCUUCCAGGGAGAGAUCCUCUUCGUUCUGGUGGACAGCGGCCAGAAAGACAACCGCAAAGUGGUGUCAUACUUCAGGCUGCAGGCGUCCCAACUGCCGGCCCUGGCGAUCUACCGGACGCUGGACGACCAGUGGGACACGCUGCCCAUCUCCCAGGUGGACGUGGACCAGGUGAAGGAGUUCUGUGCCGGGUUCCUGGCUGGGAAGGCAUCGAGGGAAGAUAAUAAAUCGGAAGACGCCACCGCUAAGGAAGAACUGUGAUUUCUUCCCCUGCUCCUACUGACCAUACACAUCUACUUUGUGCUAAAUAAAAUGAGCAAGCUCACCUCUGCUA